Passer domesticus (house sparrow) is the source of this 2762-nucleotide messenger RNA. It is a transcript of the gene ENTPD4, whose product is annotated as ectonucleoside triphosphate diphosphohydrolase 4. The record is from RefSeq and is a predicted model, not a curated record. Gene Ontology annotation, biological process: UDP catabolic process. Bases 141 to 2033 code for a protein of 630 amino acids. Gene Ontology annotation, molecular function: GDP phosphatase activity; UDP phosphatase activity. Lineage: Eukaryota; Metazoa; Chordata; Aves; Passeriformes; Passeridae. The transcript is spliced from 13 exons. Gene Ontology annotation, cellular component: Golgi apparatus.
CCCGGGGAAUCCCUUCUCGUUCCCGUCGUGACGUCAGCGCGCUCUGCGUCACGUCCGGCGGCGCACCCGGAAGUGGCGUGGGCCGGUUGCCAUGGGGCGGCCCGGGAGGAGCAGAGCCGGGAUGGCUCAGGGCAGGUGGGAUGUUCCUGGUCCCUCCGAGGUCACCGGCUGAGGCUCCCCAGCUCCUGUGCUGCCCCGCUCCCACAAUGGGCAGGCUCAGCAUCUCCUGCCUGCUGCCGGCCUCGUGGCACUUCAGCCUGUCGCCCGUGGGGUGUCCCCGGGUGCUGAACGCGUCCCUGCGGCAGCUGCUGCUGCUCGGGGCGGCCGCGGCCGCGGCGGCGCUGCUGCUCUGCUCCCUGCUGCUGGUGCGAGGCAAGCACCGCGCCCGGGAGGGGAAACUCCACAGGUACCUGGCCAGGGUGACGGACACGGAGGCCACGGACACCGGGAACCCCAACCUGAGCUACGGCAUCGUGGUGGACUGCGGCAGCAGCGGCUCCAGGGUGUUCGUGUACUGCUGGCCCCGGCACAACGGCAACCCCAAGGACCUGCUGGACAUCCAGCAGAUGAGGGACAGCUCCAGGAAACCCGUGGUGAUGAAAAUCAAACCAGGAAUUUCUGAGUUUGCCAGCACUCCUGACAAGGUCAGUGAUUACAUCUCACCCCUGCUGAGCUUCGCCGCCGAGCACGUGCCGCGCUCCAAGCACAAGGAGACUCCUCUCUACAUCCUGUGCACUGCAGGCAUGAGGAUCCUGCCCGAGAGCCAGCAGAAGGCCAUCCUGGAGGAUCUGCUCACGGACAUCCCCGUGCACUUCGAUUUCCUCUUCUCUGACUCGCACGCCGAGGUGAUUUCUGGGAAGCAGGAAGGAGUCUAUGCAUGGAUUGGGAUCAACUUUGUCCUUGGAAGAUUUGAGCACACGGACGAUGAGGAUGAAGCCGUGGUGGAGGUGCAGGUCCCUGGCAGCGAGCACCACGAUCCCAUUUUCCGCAAGAGAACCGUGGGCAUCCUGGACAUGGGCGGGGUCUCCACGCAGAUCGCCUACGAAGUGCCCCAAAGUGUAAGCCUUGCCUCCCCUCACCAGGAGGAGGUGGCCAAGAGCCUGCUGGCAGAGGUGAACCUGGGCUGCGAUGCCCACCAGACGGAGCACGUGUACCGCGUGUACGUGGCCACCUUCCUGGGCUUCGGCGGCAACGCGGCGCGGGCGAGGUACGAGGAGAGCCUGCUCGCCAGCAGCCUCCUCGGGAACAGGCAGGCCGGGCUCAGCCCGCAGGCCCCUCUCCCUGACCCGUGCCUGCCGCGGGACGCGCAGGACGAGCUGCGGCACCGGGGGCUGACGCUGCACCUGCGCGGCACCGGCGACUUCCAGCUGUGCCGGGAGCGGCUGCAGCCGCUGCUGAACCGCACCAACGGCACCCGCGGCUCCCUGAACGGCGUCUUCCAGCCGCCCGUGCACCUGCAGAGCAGCGAGUUCUACGGCUUCUCCGAGUUCUACUACUGCACCGAGGACGUGCUGCGCAUGGGCGGCGACUACAGCGCCGCCAGGUUCGCCAGGGCUGCGCAGGAUUACUGUGCCACCCGGUGGUCGGUGCUGCGGGAACGCUUCGAGCGCGGCCUCUACGCCCCCCACGCGGACCUGCACCGCCUCAAGUUCCAGUGCUUUAAGUCCGCCUGGAUGUUCGAGGUUUUCCACCGGGGCUUCUCCUUCCCGGAGAGCUACGGGAGCCUGAAGACGGCGCUGCAGGUCUACGACAAGGAGGUGCAGUGGACCCUGGGGGCCAUCCUCUACCGGACCCGCUUCCUGCCCCUCAGGGACAUCCAGCAGGAGAAUUUCCGUGGGAUUCACUCCCACUGGAGGAGCUUCUCCUUUGUGUACAACCACUACCUGUUCCUGGCCUGCUUCCUGGUGGUGCUGCUCUCCAUCCUGCUCUACCUGCUCCGCCUGCGCCGCAUCCACCGCCGGCUGCUGCCCAGCGGCUCCUCCCCUCCCCUCUGGCUGCAGGAGGGGCUCCCCCCGCAGAAAAUCCCGGGCUAGGCUCCAGGGUGGAGGAUCCAUCCACACACACACACAGAAAAAAGCCAUUUUUGCCUCAGGGUUCCUCCUUUUUUUGCCCCUUUUGGAGAAGCGGAGUUGGGGUGGUGAGGGAAAAAUGCCAAAAAAAAAAAAAAAAAAAGACUUUGCUGGGAAUGUUGCACUUGGGGGUGUGCAGGAGAGGAUGGGAUGAGUUCCCACCUUUGGGAGAGGCUGAAAUCCCACAAGGAGCUUGGAUUUUCCUUGCUGGAUUCCGGCAUUGCCAUCCCUGCUCUCACUUUGGAGUCUCAAAGAAUGGGAAGUUCCAAAAGCAGGGAUAAAAAACAACAAAAAACCAACAAAAACCACCCCCUUUUAGGACAUUUUAGGUGAUUUUCCCUUCUGGAAUCACUCCUGGGAUGGAGAAGGAAAAUCCCUCACAUCCAAUGCUGUGCUUCCAUAAAAAACUGCUUCCAUCACUUCUGCUCCCUCCUUUUUUCCUUGGAAAGAGAAAAGGAUUUCCUCCCUUUUCACCCUCCCAGUGGCACCAGUCGCUGCUUUUAAUCCCAAAUUUCUGUUCCAUGAUCAUGGAGAGACCUCCCAGAAACUCCAGGAAUGUGAAGAGAACUGGAAGAGCAGAGGAGAACGUGCACAGGGUCUUUCCAAGUCCUCUGGUAAUUUAUAUUUUAUUUAAAACUGUUGAUUUUACUUGAAAGUCAGUUUGUCCAUGAUUAAAAGUGGGAUUUCUAUGAA